AUGACCCCGGCUGCGCAUGACGUCUUCCUCUCCGGCGGCAGCUCAGCUCAGCGGCUGGCUCUGGCAGUACGCCACCCCUCCACCCGGGGUUUCACGGCGGCUGCGGCGGCGACUGCACUGCACAGGAACCCAGCCACCAGGAAUGCCAGCACAAGGACUUGCCUCCCACCUAGCAGUAACGUGGAUGCCAUGCUCUUUUGGGUGUACAAAGCUUGCAUACCACUUCUGCAUUUCAAGAAGGCUGCCGCGUACCUCAAGGGCGCGUUCAAUUGUUUGCUGGACGGUUGGUGUAUAAUGACUAGGGUCCUUUUGGAUUCUCAGACAGGACAAGUGUUGCAUCGUUGUAGCCUUUUUUACACAACUCAGGACCUCAACAACCAUGCAAGAUCAGUUUCAGCAUAA
Messenger RNA from Miscanthus lutarioriparius, 402 nucleotides. NCBI's taxonomy places the organism in Eukaryota, Viridiplantae, Streptophyta, Magnoliopsida, Poales, Poaceae. The record is from the annotation of a GenBank genome assembly.